UGGAUACUAUAUAUCCAUCAUUUUAUUUUUGUUUUCUAUGGGCCAUAAUAUUAAAGCCCAAUGUCCCACCGGUACGACCAUGUCUUUCGAGAAAAUAUCAUCGGUUACUGUUAGAGGUGUACCUCUAUAUCCUCUAUAUUCUGGUCUACAGGACACCCCAGUGACCGCUGAGUGCAAUAAUAGAUGCAGAGCUGGACCUAAAUGUCGGGCAUUUUUGAUAAACUACGACAAACACCUUUGCACGGGUAUGGACUACGAUAGUCUCAAUAGAGGGGCGUCGAUAGUAUCGACAACCGAUAAGACGUCUUACUUUGAAAAGAUAUGUCUAUCGGCCACUCCUUGUGAAAAGGCCUGGACUUUCGAGAGGGUUAUGGGUAAAGAAUUGGGUGGUUUCGAUGAUAGAAUACUCAAUGGAGUGGCCAGUCGUCUCCGGUGUCAGGAAUUAUGUCUUAAAGAGCGCUCAUUUAACUGUAGAUCCGGUGAAUACGACUAUGCCCUACAACAGUGUCGCCUAUCGUCGGAGGACCGACGUUCACAACCGGCUGCAUAUCGAGUGUCCGCCGGUUCGGUCGACUAUUUCGAGAACGAAUGCGCGGCACUACCAUCGGGACCACCCGGUUGUGACUUCGAUAAGUUUGACAAUAUUGACAUAAAACGGGCCGAUUUGGUGCGCACAGCUUUCUCGACCGACCAGUGCCGCAGUCUAUGUGAUGCCACCCGUGCUUUCGUGUGUCGUUCCUUCACAUAUUCACAACAGGCGGCCCAGUGUUGGCUGAGUAGCGACGAUGCGCUCGCUAUUGGAGGGGUUCGGGCACUGGAUUCACAUUCCGGUGCCAUUUACUAUCAGCGCUCGUCAUGUCUCGACUUGCAAUUAUUCUGUAAUCACGACUCAAUGACUGUCUCCCUCAACACUGCCGAUCCAUUCAAUGGCAAAGUAUACUCAAAGGAGGAGCCGAUCAGCUGCGAGAGUGUCGGCCGAUCGACAACUAACACACUGUUAACAAUGCCGUUCAGCCCCCGGUCCUCCUGUGGUAUUCGUGAGGAUAAUGGUAAAUAUUCCUCAUUGGUUGUCAUACAAAAUCAUCCAUUAAUACAACGAAAAGGUGACCGAAUGGUUCAGUUGACCUGUCAUUUUGAGACCAUCAACAAGACUAUCACUAAUUCAUAUAGUGUUGUAUCCGACCCGUCGGUAGCCGAUACAGCUAUAGUUAAUGCAACGGCACAGUCACCUAACAUACGGUUACGCAUAACUGAUGCCCAAGGAGUCGACAUAACCGGCGCCCGAUUGGGUGAUGAACUAUAUCUAAGAAUAGAGUUGGACGACGACACAGUUUUCGGUAUAUUCGCACGCGAUUUGUUGGCCAAAUCGGGCAAAACAGAUGAAACAAUUACAUUGAUCGACUCGAACGGCUGUCCAGUAGACACUAAAAUAUUUCCGUCUCUUCAACGGGUGGCCAAUAGUAAGACAUUAGUAGGAAAAUUUGAUGCCUUCAAGUUUGCCGACGAUGUGGUCGUACGCUUUCAAGUGAACGUCCAGUUUUGUCUACAGGACUGUGAACCAGUCGACUGCAGUUACGCCGGCACCCGGACGGGUGGUACCGGUGAAGCCAAUGGCAAGUCAUUCGGUCGUAGAAAGCGUGAGAUUAACCAACAGACACAACAUUCGCCACAUUAUGAAAAACAUUACUAUAAUAACAGCCGUUUGUUUAAUAAGAAUAGUAAUAAUAAUAAUUUUAAUACAAGAAAUAUGACAACACCGGCGACUACACUAUUACCGGACUAUCCCCUCCACCGUGAGAUCAUCGUUGAAGGCAUUUCUUCGGCAGCCAAGAGCUCAUUAUUAAAGCCAUUGGUUCCAGAGUUUAAUGAUAUGGAGAGUCAGGAGUCGCUAUUUUGUACAUCAAAAACAACAUUAUUGGCCGGUUUGGUCACUCUCGUUACACUACAGCUAACAAUACUGGGCUCGUGUUGUGUCUGUCUAUUGAUUAUCAAGCGAUCCAACAGUUAUUGCUGUCCAUCAACUGGUCUGUUGGCUUGUGGUGACACCAAUCACUACCACAAAGACCAGGAGUCUAUCACAACGAGCACAUCGUCGGCGACGACAACAGUUAGUGGUCAUCCAUCGCAUACCAGUUCUCACACGGGAUCUAAUUACCGGCCAUUCACUACACACCGGCAGCCAAUGAGUGCACAAAUGUGGUCACACGUAUCACGUAUUGAAUAACACAUCACUUUCACUCUUAAUUAAUUCAAAAACAAUAUUAUUAUU
Oppia nitens is the source of this 2269-nucleotide messenger RNA. RefSeq lists its product as uncharacterized. Lineage: Eukaryota; Metazoa; Arthropoda; Arachnida; Sarcoptiformes; Oppiidae. The transcript has 8 exons. The coding region runs from base 38 to 2224 and encodes 728 amino acids. The record is from RefSeq and is a predicted model, not a curated record.